UUCAUUUCGAGUUUUCAUAGUACUAUGGCAUCAACAAAAUUAAUAAUUGCAUUUCGCAAGGAGUUUGAUUAUUUACGAAAUAACAAUAGACCAGACAAUCUGUCAAUGGUAUUGUUAAAAUAAUGUGUUAUGAAACGAAAUAAAUAAUAAUAUCGUGAUGGUGAAAGUCACAAAAAUGGAUUUAAUCAUCUAAAACAUCAAAAUAAACACGACAGAAAAGAAGAAUCUCAAAAAUGUAUCCCAACACUUUAGACUUCGUAUGCGACUACUGUUCGCGGACUUUUACGAGAAAAUAUAAUCUCCAGACUCACAUAGAAAACUGUCAUAUCAACUCGUCAUGUCGAUGUGAUAUUUGCGGCCAAAAUUUUGGCAGUUUAGCCGGCGUACAACAACAUAUGUCGAGAGGACAUAAUAACUACAACCAACCCUUCCCUGAAUGCGAAUUAUGCGGUCGAAUCUUCACCAGAAAACAGAAUAUAGUAUCCCAUAUGAUCACCGUGCAUUUACAGGGCUUAGGCUUUGAAAUUCGAUGCCGAUUGUGCGAAAAAACGUUCACAACUGAACGCAAUUUAAAACGGCAUAUGAAUCAGCUUCAUAACCCAGACGUUGAGUACCCUACAUGCAAUGAUUGCAAUAAAAUCUUUAAAGGAAAACAGUCUUUAAUAGCUCACAUACAAUCCGUGCACAAUUCUGUUGAACGAGACCUUGUCAAGUGCCAUUUGUGCGAAAAAGUGUACACAAAUAAUAGAAAUUUGAAGAGACAUAUAGAAAUGUUUCAUGGGGAAAAAGGGGAGUUUAAAUGCGAUAUAUGCCCGAAAGUUUACACGUCCAAUCAGAGUUUGCGUCGGCAUGCAAGAACGAGACAUAGUUCGGAUAAUCAGGAGCAUUUAACGUGCAAUUUUUGUUGCAAAGUUAUUGUAGGAAGAGAUAAUUAUGACUCCCAUGUACAAUAUCACCAUCAGACUUCUGAAAUUGAGUCUCGGAAUGCGGAGUAUCAAUGUGAGUCGUGCGAUAAGUCAUUUGAUGAUGAGCCCUCGUUGCGACGGCACGUAAAAAUAGAACAUUCUUUUAAAUCCUUUUACAAAUACUGCAAAAAAUCUUUACUAAAACAAUACGGAAUGGAUUCGAAUAACAUAUAUGCUUGUGAGUUCUGCGAGAAUUCGUUUUUGACUGUAUACGAGCUGAAAAACCAUAUGCGAGUCAACCACGACACUGAAUACUCUCUAUCAACUUGUAACGUGUGUUUUAACAAGUUUUUCAGUAAAGAGACAAUGACUGCUCAUAAGACUGUCUGUCUGCCGCCUCCGAACGUAAACUCCUGCGCACAUUGCGAUAAAUUAUUCACAGAUAUAUCAAGUUUAGAGUUUCAUACGAGAAUUUUCCAUCCGCAAGCCCAAAUCGCAGACUCUAACAUAUCUUCGACAAAUAUCGACGAAGAUUCGGUAUCUUUUAAGUGUAAGCACUGUGAUAGGAUCUACUACAGUGAUCGGUCAUUGAAACAUCAUAUAAAGUUGAAACACACAACAGAUGAAGAGGUAGAAUGCGAGCUUUGCGGCAAAAUCUGCAGCAACAAAUACUAUUUGGCAUCUCACAUCAAAAUUGUUCACAAUAAUGACUCGUGGUCCCGUUGCGAAUACUGUGAUAAGCAAUUCAAAUCUAAAAGAAAUAUUCGAAGGCAUGUAGAGUAUACGCAUUUGGGAAUGCAAAGGCAUAAGUGUAUUGAAUGUGAAACGCUUUUUAAAGAGAAAAGGAGUUUAAGAAAACAUGUUAGGACUAAGCAUCCGAAUUCCACAGCGUUCCCACAGUGUCAUAUAUGCCAGAAACGCUUCGAAUCAGCCAAAUCUUGCAAGAUACAUCUAAAACUGUUACACUCUUUCAAUAUGAAUACGUUUCCAUGUCAUCUAUGCUCAGUUUCGUUUAGCAGUAACGAGGCUUUGACUAUACAUUUGCAAACGAAACAUUUGGCUGAAGAUCAGAUAUAUAAGUGUGAAGAGUGUAAUCUAGUGUUUAAAGGGCAAGAGAAAUUUGAUGCCCAUAAUGAUGAAUGUCAUGUAAAUUUGGUGCCAAAUAUAAAACAGAAAGUUUUACCGAGAUGCAUUUUAUGUAUGAAAGACUUUAGUACGAGAAAAACUCUGAAACGACAUAUAAAAAAGUUUCACACAGAUUUUGAUGUCGAUGAACUCGCGACGUUCGGAUCGCGUAGGAGAAGUUUUGCUGUAGACUGCGAAAAUUGCAUAAAACAUUUCAACGACGAGUUUUACAUUGAUAUUCAUAAUAAACUAAAGCAUUUACGAGAUUCGGUUAUUUUCAAAUGCGAAUACUGUUUGCAAUCGUACAAUUCACUAGAAUUUGCUAUACAGAGGUAUAAAGUGAUAAAUUCUGAUCUGUCGAAGAGUAAAAUGAUUUUGAGUGAGUUAUGUACGGCAGAAAUGAGCGAGGAAGAGAAUGAUGUGUCUAAUUUUGGUGCGUUUCAUGAUAUGUUACCGGAGAGUACGACUUUGGAUGUGAAAAUGGAGUUGCAUGAUCUUAUUGAAACUCAGGUUAAAGUGGAACCUCCUUCUCCUUAGAUUACGCAUUUUUUUUAAUAAGACAAGUUCGCCACAACCUCCCGCUGCCACUCCUGUGCACCAGGAUCUACAGUAGAUACAACCAUGCAAACACCGGAACACUGAAGUCCAACGUCCCAGGGACAUGAAUGACUGUCUUGGAUCCCGCAACGAAAUAAAUCAGAAGAUUCAAUGUACAGAAACGAGCCGUCGUAUCACCUGACGGCAAGCAAUCACCGCCGCCCAUGGACACCCGACACACCAAAGGCGUUACAAGUGCGUUGCCUUUUAGGGUUAGGAUUUUAAGGGUUCUUGGGGAAUUGUGGAUUGGGAAAGGGGGUUAUCGGGCCUUCGGUAACCACACUCACACAACGCAAGCGUUAUUUCACGUCGGUUUCCCGUGAGGCCAUGGUAUCACUCCGGUCGAGCCGGCACUGCAGUGCCGAAGCAUGGUGAACCCACACUAAAAAGGUUCACGUUUAUCAGAGAGCACAAAUGGUUCAAUUGAUGAAAUUGCAUGACAGAUACUAUGCUAAGUUAUUUUACUGGAUUCUGAUAUCCUAAGAACUAUUAGGUAUUUAAAGUUAUAUUAUUUUGUACUAUCUAUAAAAUCGCAGGUUCGAUUUCUAUGUUGUAAAUUAAAUUUUAUGAUGUUCAUAAUGCAAGUACCUAUUGGGAUUGAUCCGUUUAUGUCAUAGUGUUAUAAGUUCGUAUACUAUUUUAUAAAACUUGAAAAUGUGUUACAUAUUAGUAAUUACAAACGGUUAAAUUAUUUAGUAUAGGUACAGGUAAGAAAAUAAAGAUAGAUUCAGUACAGGGACAGUAGCUAUUGUUAUACUAAAUUGUACGCUUUGUAAGGAACAAUGGCGUAGCGUGAUUUGGCGGUGUUGCGUAUAAAAAAUUGUUUGGGGGCCAAUUAGUUAUACCUUUUUUUUGAGGGGGGAAAUUAUCCAAUGACUUUUCCCGGACUGCAAGCCCGUGUUUGGGGGCCGUUAUUUUUCCUAAGUAGUUUCUUCCAACUUUUGAACUUUAUAGCAUGCUUUACGCGAAAAAAAAGGAAUUGAUUAUUCGGACUUUUCUAAUUUCUCAAAGAAUAAAUAUUGAGAAGAUUUUAAUUUUUGCUUAUGCACGCUCGGGGGCCCCGUAUAAUUAACAUGGCAGAUCUAUACAGCGCUUGCUACGCCUCUGGUAACGAAGCCAAUAUCUUUUGUAAUUCAAUCGGCUCUAGACAACCAAUGCUUACUGUCUCUGUACUGAAUCUAUCUUUAUUUCCUUAAAUACUAAAUAACUUAGCUGACUAUAUUCUGCUUUUCCCUUCUAGGGAUUAAAUGUAUAUUAUGUUGUUUUAAGUUUUGACUGAAAUAUCAUAAAUAAGAUACUCAAUGUUAAGAUUAACUUUAUUUUAAUAUAUUAUAUGUAUUACUAGGUUCUACCAGUGGCACAUCCUAUCAAUCACCCAGGUCGUACCCUGUCUGUAUAUCAAAUUUUAUCAAAAUCUGUUCAGUAGUUUCAGCGUGAUUGAUAGACAAAGAAAUUUUUUUGUACACUCGUUUUAUUUUUAUCACAAUAACAAAACAAGGAAAUUUCGCCCACGUUAUCGGAAGACUAGUACCUAGGUAGCUAUUUUGGAACUUUACGCGCGCGUGCUAAUAAAAUUUUGUUGUUUUGUUAUUAUGAUAAAACUAAAACUAAUGAGUUUACAAAAAAAGUUUCUUCAGGAAAGUUGUUUGUAAUCAUGAGUACUAUCACGUGUUUAAAUAUCGUUCACUAAUUAUUACCAGUAAAGGUUUGUUGCUACCGAUAGCAGUAUGUAAAAAAAAUAACAUUUUAACAGUAUUAUAGUUAUUCUAAAAUCGAUCUUAUUGGUUUGUAAAUAGAGUCCAAAUUUAUGUGUAUAUGGGAACAUAGAAGAAUUAUGGAAUAUAUUUUGUAUACAGAUCUAUUUUUAAGUUAAAAUGUGUGAUGUUUAUGUUAAAAUUUUUAAUAUUGACUGAACCUAGAGUUAUUGAUAAUUAAUUUUGAACUUUAGUUCUAUAGGCGUAAAGUUAUUUUUCCUUUGACAUAAAAUAUAAUGAAAUUUUGUCAUUGAAAAAUGUAUGUUAAGUUAAAUGAAAUAAAGACGUUUUUUAUUUAAUUUCUUUGACAUGUAUAAAGAGUGAAGAGAUGAUCU
Molecule: messenger RNA, 4716 nt
Organism: Spodoptera frugiperda (fall armyworm)
Lineage: Eukaryota; Metazoa; Arthropoda; Insecta; Lepidoptera; Noctuidae
Product: zinc finger protein 83-like
Exons: 2
Coding region: 234-2567 (777 amino acids)
Biological process (GO): regulation of transcription by RNA polymerase II
Molecular function (GO): DNA-binding transcription factor activity; RNA polymerase II cis-regulatory region sequence-specific DNA binding
Source: RefSeq, a predicted model, not a curated record